Symbiodinium necroappetens is the source of this 3636-nucleotide messenger RNA. Lineage: Eukaryota; Dinophyceae; Suessiales; Symbiodiniaceae. The record is from the annotation of a GenBank genome assembly.
GACGACGCAGAUUACCAGUGGCACUCUGCAUCGCGACGCCAAGAGCGUGGAGGUGGCUAUCGCACCCCGCCGGGGCAGCACCGCACUGGUUUGCAACGUUGGCACUACGACGACUUCGACCGCGCCCGGCACAGCUCUGACCGCCUUUGGGCGGAUAUGGAAGACGAGCACGACGACGCAUGGCACCGCGCCGAGGCUGAUAUCCAAGGUUACCGUGCUCAGCGCUACGCCGACGGGCCGCGCGGCAGCCAGGCACCGCACCGCCCGCGCGGCGCGGCAUGGGUCAACGCACGCCCUGCCGGCGCUGCUUUCCCCCCAAUCCCUCCCCCGCACGAGGUCCUCGAGGCCUACAGAUCUUUGGGCUAUGCACUGCCCAGCCGACGGCGCCCGCCACUGCCGCACAGCAGGUACUUGCACCGCGUUUUUUUGCUGCGCUUGUGUGGGUUUCGUUGGCAUGGCUUUGCGCAGCUCUGGCAGCCGGCCACUGGCUCAGCAUCUGCAUCACUGGACUCUUCCUUUCAGCUGGUGGGCGCCUCUCAGCAAAGUGCGGCCACGGAGAUAGUCGAUCUGACUGGACAUCGGCUUAAGCUCAGCCCGCACGGGGACCUCCCAACAGUGGCAGAUCUAGCAAGGCCCCGCAGCAUGCAGGCCGCACAGAUACCGGCGGCCAAGACAGCUUGCGCCGCCGCGCCGGUCGAAGGCCCUUCGCUGCCCGCCAUGCCUUUGCCGAUGCUUCUCCCACCCAGGCCUCUCCGGGUCAAGGUCAACAGCACGAGACAGUCGGCAAUGCUGCGACACCAAGCCUGUGGCACAGCUUGGUGCCAACUUCUUCACAAACUUCACUCGGCAUCGAAGCUCUGGGUAGCAUUGCAGCCAUGCAAAGACUCGACCGAACACAUGUUGGCGGUGCUCAUUAACUUUAGACCUAGCACCUUGGAAAGGUACCUUCGCGCGGCUACGCUUUUCCUUUCUUUCAUGCAAAGCUCAGCGCUGGAUCUUCAUGCGGUCAGCCUCGCCGGGCUCUUGGAUUUUUUGGCUGCAGCACGGGCCUCGAGUACCCAGGAUCGUGAGAUUCAUCAAAUGUCAGCCAACUCGUCCAUAAAAGCCUUACGUUGGCUCGCCAAGCACUCGCAAUGGUGCAGUCUAGACUCCGCACUGCAUAGGCCGGUGAUAUCGGCCUACGCAGCGCGCGGCACUGCUAAAGAUCGCAGGGAAGCACUGCCUGUGCCCUGGUGCUUGGUAGCAGCUUGGGAAAUGCGUGUCUGCGGCUCCGCCACGCCGGUUACCACUACACUUGCCCUGGGGGCCGCUCUGCUGUGCAUUCACGCUAGCAUUCGCUUUGGAGAUGUUCAGCAUAUAGACUUCUCCAGUCUCUCGCUUUCCCGCGCAGCACUGCAUGGCAUCUGCUUUGCCACGAAAACUACGAGCACUGGCCAGCCCUUUGCAGUCUCCGUGGCAGGGCUCACGGGACGCAGUGCACAAUCCUGUUGGACUCUGCACUGGUUAGCUGCUCUGCACAGUCAGGCCCAGGCUUUCGGAUGCCCGGACACCUUUGACUUCUUGUGGCCAAACGCGGCCCCGGAGCUCAGCGCCCUGCCAGAGCUUGCGCCGGCGUCGUAUUGCAGCGCAAUGCUCACGAUGCGCUGGGCGGCGACGCUCCCCUGGCUGCCGCCUGGCCAGGGACUUUUGCCGGCAGAAGCCAAGCAACUCACCUUGCACAGCCUGAAAUCUACUUGCUUAGCCGCAGCAGCACAGCUACGCAUAGACAAGGAAGCCCGGCUCCUUCAGGGCCAUCAUCGAGAUUCGGCUGCACUUUACAGUCGCAACGACACCUUCGCCAGCAUAGAUGUGCAGGCGAAGCUCUGCACCGCAAUGGCUGAGGGAUGGCGCCCCGAGCGCAGCAUGAGCAGAGGUGGCCAGGCCCCCGUGCCCGAACCACCUUUUGCAUUGCCGCCUGGCCCGGUCCUGCAAUCGCUCUCGGCCGCGGAUUUGCUGGCGGGCGCCUGGUCGUACUUUACUACCAGGCAUGAACAGCUGCAGGCAGCGGAGGCCGCGCUCGCCCAGCAAGCACAGCCUGAGGUUCUAAGCACGCAGUUAGAAGAAUCGCAGCCUUCCCCGCCUCCACAGCCCACCCCCAUCGAUGUGGAAGCCGAAAUGGUCGAAGAAGCGGCUCUGGCCAGGCAAGCAUCGGACAGCUCAGCGCAAUCGUCGGUGUCUUCAUUGGACUCGGAAGGAGACCAGGCGCCGCUAGAGCUUCGCAUGCCUGGAUCGGCCUGCAAAUACGCACGCAAUGGCCCUUGGGGGCGCUGGCACGCUGUCCGCUCUGAUGCCAUGAGUACACAGCCCCGCACAGCAUGCGGCAUUGCACUUGGCAUUGCAGGACAGUACUCUGAGUUGGGAACAUUUGCACCGCCCGGACGCGAUCGGGUCACCGGACUCGCAAUCAUCCGCAACAGCAACGCGCUGCAGGAGCUUCUAAGUUCCUUUCAGGUUCCAGACAGCCUCUGCGCAGCACUGGCAGAGAAGGGCCUAACCUCAGUACCGGACUUUGCGUACGCCUUUAGCAAAGCAUCGGAGCUUGACUGCUUUUGCUCCGAGGAUUAUGCUCAACUGUGGCAAGACUUGCAGGUUGACGACCCUGCGCACAGCCCCGCCAUGGCCAGACUGCGUCGGGCGCACGUCCGGGCUCAAGCCGUUUCCUUGGCGGAGGACGCUACGCCUCAGCCUAGCAUUGCCCGGCCUCCGGCACAGCCGCAAAUCAACUCCUGGGCUGAGCACGCACCGCCUCGCCUGGACGCAUCGGUCAUUGCACAGCUCACCAAAGAUUUUAAGGCGAACUGCCCAGGCGAGUUUCUGGAUAGCGACGCAAUGCCUAGCGUCAGACUGCUCAGCAUCGUACAUAAGUGGUUCGCACCGCAAGGCACCAUCACAUGGGUGCCCUGGCAGCUCCGCUUGUCGCAUAAGCAAUACCAAGAGAUAAUAGAGUCUAAAUCCUCUAAGAUGCUACGCACUGAAGCACAGUUUCUUAGCACCGCACUGUUUGAUGAGACUCCUGAAAUGCCUGUGGAGCACCUCAGGCUCAGCCCCGCAUGGCUCAGCAGAAUCCAGACCGUCUUCCGCAAUGCCAUCGCACUGUGCAAGGGCGCGCACCUAGCCCGGCUCAAGGCACUGGACAAAAAGGUGUUGGACGCAGCAACGCAAAGCCCUUCGGAUCCAUCGUUGGACGGUUGGACGCUUGACGACGCCCUGCACGAGCUCACCAUGGUCAGAGCCGAUGUGGCAAACCUGUUGCAGCUCCGCGCUAAGCCGCCUCCACCGCCUACCCGGCCGCCCCGCAAAGACCCCAAAGGCACUGGCAAAGGCAAGACAGAUGGCAAGACAGGGAAGGGCAACGCCACGCCCACCCUCAAACGCAAGACGCCCGGGGACAGCACCGCCAAGGAAAUUAAAGCGGGAGACCUCGUCUCCCAGCACGGCGACCGCACGUUUUGCAUCAGGUGGAACAAAGGCACAUGCCGCAACGCACAGUGCAAAUACCUGCACGCAUGCGCACUGAAGCUUCCGAACGGCGAGCCCUGCGGGCGCAGCCAUCCCGCUUGCAAGCACAAGAGCCCGCCUGAGCCGGCGUCGUCCUGA